This is a messenger RNA of Suillus subaureus, 1370 nucleotides long. RefSeq lists its product as uncharacterized. Gene Ontology annotation, biological process: regulation of transcription by RNA polymerase II. The coding region runs from base 136 to 1110 and encodes 324 amino acids. The record is from RefSeq and is a predicted model, not a curated record. The transcript has 5 exons. Lineage: Eukaryota; Fungi; Basidiomycota; Agaricomycetes; Boletales; Suillaceae. Gene Ontology annotation, molecular function: DNA-binding transcription factor activity, RNA polymerase II-specific. Gene Ontology annotation, cellular component: nucleus.
ACUGGUCUACGGUGUUGGGCUGCUUACUAAUAAGCUCGGGAUAUUCUGAAUCCCCCUAUCAUAAAUGUCUUGCCUUAAUCGUGUCUUACCCUACAUAGUAGAGAUCGCAACUCACACAUUUACCUUGACGACAGCAUGACCGAUGCGAACAAACCCCCGAAUCCAGAGAUUGUCCAUGUCCAUGUCACUCAUCCAGACCGUGACAAUCUUUUCCGCAUCGCGGCAACUCCCAGUGAUUUGAUCAAAAAGAAUGUGAAGACUUUCGGCGUACAAUGUACACAGUGUCAAAAAACAUUGGAUAAACUUUUGAAAUGCUCAAAGUGCAAGGGCGUCUGGUAUUGCUCAAAAGAGUGCCAAAAGAAACAUUGGCCCGCUCACAAAUCGGCAUGUCACGACGUUGAACGCUCCUCAGGAGCCCUCAAAUUCGUACGAGUGUUCUGCGCAAACAUAACGCUCAUGAUGUUCCUCAAAGUUGCUAUCAUUUAUGACUGUGGUUUGCUCGACAAUCCUCGGCUCGGGUUUGAUGUGCCUUUCAUGGCCCGUGUUGACAUCGCCGUUGAGCCAACUAAUAUUCUCGAUUUUGCGGGACUAUAUCUCAAUAACGGGCCCAUUGCGGAGAAGCUUAAAGGAAUGGUGCAAGUCAACGCCGUCUCUGCGUGGGAUCCAAAAACGCAUCCUCCCCUCACGCCAACGCGGCUGCGCUUAUGGCGCGAGGCUCGAGCACAAUCUAUCGCAGCAGGUUACGGCAAAGAUCCUGUUGGACUCAUCGAGUUCCUCAAUUAUACAGAAAACUCUACCACCGCUGCGUUUCAUAUUGCCAGCUCUAUCCUUGACAUCGCGAGGAGACGGGAGCCCUUCUUAUGCUCUUCUGCCAUCAUGGGCAAUCAAUUUGAGAAGCCCAUGGACUCUGCGACAUGUAUAGAGUAUAUCAAUUUGCAUAUUCGAGCUGAUGAGCAGAAUCAGUUGCUUUUACGGACUGAGAUGACAGAGCAAGACAAGGAAGUUAUUCGCGCCUCAGGUCGCAACGAGGACUCGCUUCCCGUUUCUCUUCUCAAUUUCAAGAUGCAAAGAGAACUCCUCUAUGCUAACAUAGUGAAAUUGAGACGCUAGCCAAUUACAUCCUCAAGUGUGCGUUUUCGCUUUUCAGAGUGCUGAACUCUUUCCGAUUAUUGCAUGUAGACAGCAAACGACUGAAUGUGUUCUCGUAUAAACAAGGUUGGAUUGACUGAAUGUUUGCAAAUCGUGUUAUCAUUUGCGUUGUGUGCUUGUAAAUUUGGAUCUACUAAUUAGUUCAUACGUCACUUCUAGUGUUACAUCUACUGUAUCAUCAAGUAUACUUCCUGAGUAAAAGAAAUCGUGUUAUAACUGAG